Myripristis murdjan (pinecone soldierfish) is the source of this 6684-nucleotide messenger RNA. It is a transcript of the gene kdm3b, whose product is annotated as lysine (K)-specific demethylase 3B. The record is from RefSeq and is a predicted model, not a curated record. Bases 317 to 5761 code for a protein of 1814 amino acids. Gene Ontology annotation, cellular component: chromatin; histone deacetylase complex. Lineage: Eukaryota; Metazoa; Chordata; Actinopteri; Holocentriformes; Holocentridae. Gene Ontology annotation, molecular function: chromatin DNA binding; transcription coregulator activity; histone H3K9 demethylase activity. Gene Ontology annotation, biological process: regulation of transcription by RNA polymerase II. The transcript is spliced from 25 exons.
GAGUGCGUUUGAUUGUUGCAGGUCUCAAUGGCGGACAGAGCAGCACAGUAGCGUUAGCACCGAGGACAAUAACAUCUCCAUUCUCUGGAUUCCUGGCUGACUUGGUCCGCCACUGAGAUUCCUCCGGUGUGCCGACCGAGAGGGGACUCUCUUGUACAAUAAGUGCUACACUGCAGGAGCUACCGUACGCCUGCUUGCCUGGCUUUUUUUUUCUUUUUUUCCUUUUUUUUAAAAUAAUUUUUGAGUUCCUAUCUCAAGCGACGAAGUUACUCCGUUCAUGGUGGCUCCCUAGAGCCAGCUAGCUAGCGAGCAAAACAUGGGGGACUCUCUCGAGUUGAUAGGGAAGCGUCUGCUUUUGCUCCUAAAUGACGGCCGGUCUACGACUGGAUCCGAGCCGGAGCAGGCCGUCUUGACCCGGGACUGGCUCCGGGGGACUGUGCGGGCGGUCAGCGUCAUCGGCCUCGCCGCCCCCGAGGUUAGCGGAGCGGAGGCGACAACAACAACCACAGCAGCUGCGGGCUUGACGGUAUUUGUGGAGUUUGAGAGUCCUGUGCAGCGGUGUUCUUGGGUACAGGUGUAUGGAGAAGGAGUGAGAGCUGUGUUGGUGGAAGACUCCAUCGUUUGGGCCAACCGGAGUGACAGUACUGGGACUGCAGGAACCCCAGCAUCAACCACUGCUUGGCCUGCUCUGGCUUUCCGCUCCCUAGUCGACAGAGUGGGAUUGGGAUCUCUGGUUCCAGUUGAGUUUUUUGGAAACAAGACUUUUGAUUUCCUCCCUGACAAUAAGUCUGUCCAGAGGUUUGAGGUGGAUAAAGACAUAAGACACUCCUUGCUGCUGGAGCAGCCCUCCCUGCAGGCUGCCAUCUCCAGCUGGCACAGUGACUUUGAGCUGCAAGAAAUCUUCAGGAAGGGUUCCUACACCAUUCAAGGACGGAGGGUUCGCGUGUACCAGCCAGAGUUUGAGGAGUGCUGGGCCUUGGGACUAGUCUCUCAGCACGACCCUGUAUCGCACAUCAUGGAAAUCACCAUGGAAAAGGGAGAUGAAAAUCAGAUGGUAGAUCCCCGCGUGAUCCAUGUAAUGCUCACAGAGGAGGAGCUUGGUAAAAAUGGUCGACGCAGAAAAGAGAGCGAAACAGGAAAGGCUGAUAGUGGACGUAGGCGUAGGACUGCCUCUGAGGGUGAGGAUGACAUGAACUUGAAACGUUUCAAAGGUGCAGGAGAGGCGGGAACUGAGGGACAAAACUGUGGCGAUUCCAACAAAGCCUCUGUGGAAGGGAUGGUGAUGUGGGGAGGAGAGGCUGGUGGAAGCGAAAGAGUCAGCAGCACCUCCAAAAAUGGAAGCUCUUCAGAAGGAUCUUUUCCUCAAGGCAGAGUGGCAUCCCCCAACACCAAUUCCUCACUCCAGAUGGAACAAUCAAAUGCUCCUUCUCCUCGUUACCCUGUCCACAUCAAGGAAAACGGACGCUUGCUCUCAACAGUGGGGGCUGCGGACUCCACCAACGCUGUCACUCAUACUCCCACCCCUCCUCCCCUCAAACCAGCCCCCUCUCCCUUCUCCAACACAUCUUUCCCCUCACUAGGUCAGAUGCCAAGCCUGGUCCCUGGAGCUCCUGCCUCGAAGGCCUCCCCAGCCCCCCUGCCAGACAGAGAGGAGCCAUCCCAGUCAGCCUACCCUAGAACAGCUGCUCUUGUGUCCCCGGGGCCUGUCACCAUCUCCUCAUCUUCUCAUGGCAGUGGCCCCAGUGUGGCACUUUCAGCCUCUGUGGGUUUCAGCCCUAAAUCCUCCAACUGGGGAAACCAGACUGAGGGUUCCAAGGGUUUCCGUGUGCCUCAGGCCAUCCCUGCUAGUGCUCCAGUAUUUGGAGAUGUUACCUCCCAGACCAAUGGAGCCCCUGCUACCACCACAGCUUCCCAGGACAACUCCCGGCCCUUUGGCUUUGGCUUUGGAGGGGCAAAGAAUGAGACACAAUCCCAGCAAGACCAAAACUUGUUUUUCCAGUGUAUGUCCCAGAACCCUGGCCCCAACCCAAGUCCAGGUCCUGGUCAGACCCAGUCCAAGGACACCAACUACUUCACUGCAGUGUCAGAGAGCCUUAGUAAAGAGCCCCCAAGCUUGUUCAAGCCUGCGACCUCCGCUGAAGGGCUGAAAAAGCCUGUGGGGGCGCCCUCAACUGGACUUUUUGGGUCGACAACAGCCUCAACUAUAGCACCCCACAAAGAGCAGCCCAAAGUGCCUGAGAGCCAUCCAACAGGAAAUGGUGUGCUCAGCAAGCCAUUUGGAGGAGGCAUGAGUGGAGGGGGGUUGAGGGGCUCAAACCUGAGUAUAGGGGGUCUCACUGCAUCCACUGGAGCCCAAGGUGCUGCUAAGAGGAGCGGCAGUAACGGAACUUCUGCCGGGAGCUUAGGACUGCUGUCUGGUGCAAAGACUUCAGACAGCCACCAGAAUCUGUUCCUCCAGGCCUCACAAGAACCUUCAAACCCCUUCCUGGCAUAUGGAGACAAAAACCCUCAUACCUCCUUUGCUGGCCUGUCUGGGACUGAGUCACAAGCUCCAGGCCCUGCCUCAGACAGCAAACCAAAUCUGUUUACUAUGGCAGAGCCACCUAAAGGGAUCCUGUCUUCCCCUUUUACACCCCUCUCAGCAAGUGGUUCCCCCAGCUCUUCCUCAUCUCCAGGCCCUGCCUUAGGUCAGAGGUCACAGAGUGAAGGGACUAAACCCAAGGAGGAGCAGGAAAGUGGGGAGAGGCCUACAUCCACCUCAGGCUUCCCCCUAUUUGGAAGCCCCGGCCCUGGUGGAACUGAAGAGGUGCCAACAUCUUUUGACCAGAGCCAGACACAGAAGUUUACUCUGGAAGAAAGGGGGCAGGCAUCCAAGCGUGACUCUGACUCCAGCAGCAACAGCGACCUGUCAGAUCUAAGUGAGAAUGAGGAGGGCCCGGAGAGAGGCCAGAUCCCAGGAGGACCACCAGGCCCUUCCAAGGAUGGGGCGAUGCUGCAGAAGAAUAAAGCCUCUGGGACUGCCAAGAGCCGGCCACGUAACAAACCUUUCAAAGUGGGCCAGUCAGUGUUAAAAGACCAGACCAAGGUGCGUCGCCUGAAGCAGUCUGGUGAGUCUUUCCUGCAGGAUGGCUCCUGCAUCAACGUGGCCCCUCACUUACACAAGUGCCGGGAGUGCCGUCUGGAGCGCUACCGUAAAUACCGAAAUACAGAUGACGAUACAGACGAAGACGACGAUCCUAAUGUGGCGUGUCGUUUCUUCCACUUCCGCAGGCUGGCGUUCACACGUAAAGGUGUGUUGCGUGUGGAAGGCUUCCUCAGUCCCCAGCAGAGCGACUCCAUGGCCAUGGGGCUGUGGCUCCCAGCACCAGCUGUCCAGGAGGGUCUGGAUCUGGAUACAUCCAAGUACAUCCUGGCCAAUGUGGGAGACCAGUUCUGCCAGUUGGUCAUGUCUGAGAAGGAGGCCAUGAUGAUGGUGGAGCCACACCAGAAAGUGGCGUGGAAACGUGCUGUGCGGGGUGUCAGGGAAAUGUGUGACGUGUGUGAGACCACCCUGUUCAACAUCCAUUGGGUGUGUCGCAAGUGUGGCUUUGGAGUGUGUCUGGACUGCUACCGGCUCCGCAGGAAUAGGCCUCGGGAGGAUGUAGAUGAGGGUCCAGAGGAUGAGGUCUUCUCUUGGUUGAAGUGUGCCAAAGGCCAACCUCACGAGCCACAGAACCUCAUGCCGACACAGAUUAUACCUGGGGCAGCUCUCUACAAUAUAGGCGAUAUGGUGCACUCAGCUAGAGGCAAGUGGGGUAUUAAGGCCAAUUGCCCCUGUACCAGUCGACACACCAAGCCUCUAGUGCGCCCUAGUGCCCCCAAUGGUAUUUCACAGCAGUCAACAGCAAGCAGUGGCAGUGGCCUGGGAGCUCCAGCCUCUAGUGUCGGCGCUGCUCCCAAACAAGAGGGGGAAUCAUCAGCAAUUAAAACAGAACCUACACAAAUAGCAACAUCAACAGACAUUGGGGGUGGUGAAAUUGCAGAAAGCACCAGUGGUACAAGUGCCCCAGGUAACGUCUCUCAGUCCUCUGCCAAGGAUUCACGCUCCUCAGGAGAGGGCAACAGCUCUGCUCUGCACUGGCUGGCAGACUUGGCCACACAGAAAGCCAAGGAUGACACAAAAGAAUCUGGUUCGCUCCGCUCGAUGAUGAGUCGAGACAGUCGGCCACCGUUUGGCCUGGACUCUCUCAGUGCCCUAUCAAAACCCUCUGCUUCCAGCCCUAAGCUGUUUAACAGCCUGCUACUGGGCUCCAGCAUGGCCCAGCCCAAGCCUGAGGGUUCCAGUCUCCGGGACCUGCUGAACUCUGGCCCUGGCAGGCUCCCCCAGGGUCCCGGAGAGAGUGGUGUACCCUUCCCUUCUGUCUUUACCUCAACAGGCGGUGACAAACUGAAGGGCAGCCUCCCCAACUUUCUGGAUCACAUCAUUGCCUCCGUGGUGGAGACCAAAAAGGCUGAGGGGCGUCGCACGGGAGCCGCUGAGGGUGGUGAGCUUGGUGUACUGGGGGGCCGCAGGGACGGAGUGAUGGGUCUCAGUGUUCUGGACCCACAUACCUCCCACUCCUGGCUCUGUGAUGGAAGACUCCUUUGCCUACAGGAUCCCGGCAACAGCAACAACUGGAAGAUCUUCAGAGAGUGCUGGAAGCAGGGACAACCUGUUUUAGUGUCAGGGAUACAUAAACGUCUAAAAGGUAACUUGUGGCGGCCUGAGGCCUUCAGUGAGGAGUUUGGAGACCAGGAUGUAGACCUCGUCAACUGUAGAAACUGUGCCAUCAUCUCUGAUGUCAAGGUGCGAGACUUCUGGGACGGAUUUCAGGUCAUCUCCAAGCGACUGCAGGAUAAUGAAGGCCAACCCAUGGUGUUGAAAUUAAAGGACUGGCCUCCAGGAGAAGACUUCAGGGACAUGAUGCCCACACGGUUUGAGGAUCUAAUGGAUAACCUCCCCUUGCCAGAGUACACAAAAAGAGAUGGCCGUCUAAAUCUGGCAGCCCGUUUGCCCAACUUUUUUGUGCGUCCUGACCUGGGGCCUAAGAUGUACAACGCCUAUGGCCUGAUCUCGACUGAGGACAGGAAGGUGGGCACCACUAACCUCCAUCUGGAUGUGUCUGAUGCCGUCAAUGUCAUGGUCUACGUAGGCAUCCCUCAAGGAGAGACAGACCAUGAGCAGGAGGCAGAUAUCGCUGGACGCAAAGAGGUCAUAACCACCAUUGAGGAGGGUGAUGUUGAUGAAAUGACGAAGAGGCGGGUGUACGAGGCAAAGGAGAAACCUGGAGCACUUUGGCACAUCUAUGCUGCCAAGGAUGCUGAGAAGAUCAGAGAACUGCUCCGCAAGGUUGGAGAGGAGCAGGGUCAGGAGAACCCUCCGGACCAUGACCCCAUCCACGACCAGAGCUGGUACCUGGACCAGGUGCUCCGCCGCAGGCUGUAUGAAGAAUACGGUGUCCAAGGCUGGGCCAUUGUACAAUUCUUAGGCGAUGCUGUCUUUAUCCCUGCCGGGGCUCCACACCAGGUCCACAACCUUUACAGCUGUAUCAAGGUGGCGGAGGACUUUGUAUCCCCAGAGCAUGUGAAGCACUGUUUCAGACUGACCCAGGAGUUCAGACACCUGUCCACCACUCACUCCAACCACGAGGACAAGCUACAGGUGAAGAACAUCAUUUAUCAUGCAGUGAAGGACGCUGUUGGGACACUGAAGGCUCAUGAACCUAAACUAGCACGCCCUUAGUUUCCCCUUCGCUUACCACUGUCCCAAGGCGACCCGCCUCUCAAGACCACUCCUCUACGCACACACACAUUAUACAUUACAUACCUACAUACACACAGACAAGUUGCAGUGAGAGUGAGAGUGUAGGGUUUUUGCAGGACAGUGAAGGUCUGGGUUUGGGGAAUGAAGCAUUUCGAGUUGGGGUGGGGUUAGAUAGGAAGGGCCUAGUCAGCGCUUUGAUGAAGGAAGUUCUUCAUCAUUGUUACACAGUAUGCUCAAACACGUCUAGUUGUUUUCCAAUUCUUUUUUGAUUAACUCUGUAUUUAAGGUCAGUGUGUUUGUUCUGUUGUUUUCAUUGUAUAUGUAAGACAUGAGACUAAGGGAGGUAAAAGCUGACGUGCCUUUGGAGCAAAGAGGUUCAGCUACCAUGUAAACAUCUGACAAAAUGUGAGUACUGGGUUAACUGUCCUCUUUUGAUGACGUCAAUAUUAUUUUUCUUCAAUAGGAGAGAGGUUAACCUGUUUUUGUAGGUUUUUUUGUUGUUGGAGUUUAGCAGCUGAUUCCUUCUGUCCUCUUAACGACUGAAAGUAAUUUGUGAAGCAGUCAGUGAAGGGAAGCAGACCAAAGUUUUGUAUUUUUAGUUUUCUUAUUUUCACUUUUAGAUUAAGAACUUAAAAUGUGUUCUCUUCUUUUUAUACACCAGAAGAUAAGAAAAAUGCUUGAGCGAUGAAAUGCUUCAGAGAGGACUCGUUUUGACAAGUUUUAUUCAUUGGUUUGGUCAUCUCUCUCUGUCCUGUGGUCCGAAUGAACUGCAGACUUCCAGCAACAUUGUACAAGAAUCAUAAUUACAGUUGAACAGAACUACUGGCCGUUAACGUUGUAUCAAUAUAUAUAUUGAUCUUAGCAGUCUGUUUGAUUUUUCAAAAUAAAGUUUACAAAAACUG